Elgaria multicarinata webbii is the source of this 4202-nucleotide messenger RNA. RefSeq names its product nuclear factor kappa B subunit 2 (gene NFKB2). Gene Ontology annotation, biological process: regulation of DNA-templated transcription; signal transduction. The transcript has 22 exons. The record is from RefSeq and is a predicted model, not a curated record. NCBI's taxonomy places the organism in Eukaryota, Metazoa, Chordata, Lepidosauria, Squamata, Anguidae. Gene Ontology annotation, molecular function: RNA polymerase II cis-regulatory region sequence-specific DNA binding; protein binding; DNA-binding transcription factor activity, RNA polymerase II-specific. Bases 509 to 3187 code for a protein of 892 amino acids. Gene Ontology annotation, cellular component: cytoplasm.
GGCUUGCCUCCUUCCGUUCGGGAGGUCUGCUCAGGCUAACCUAUAGUCACAGCCUGUCGGGUGGGUACUUGUUACACACUCUAAAUGUCAACCUUGUAAGAGAAUGUGUUCCUAGCUAUCAGAACUUCAGGAAACAGCACCCUAGAUCUUAUUUAUGGAUUGUUUGUUCCCAGUGUCUGCAAAAAGAGGCUUCAUCUAGCUGUCAUGGCUAAUAGGUCUUGAUAUCUCUCUCAUCACAUUCUUAUUUAGAGCAGUUUGUGUUACACAUUUGUGAAUUCUUUUCAACUUGUUCAUAAAUGAUCUGGAAUUAGGAGUCAGCAAUGAAGCGGACAAGUUUGCCGACAACAUCAAAUUGUUUAAGGUUGUUAAAACACAAAGGGAUUGUGAAGAGCUCUGAAGGGAUCUCUCCAAGCCGGGAGAGUAGGCAUCCAAAUGGCAGUGCUUGGACGGGAUAGACUAUGAUGAUUUCCAGUUUGGCUCUCAUUUGAUUGAGCAGAAGGAGCUGCUCAUGGAGACAGUUGAAGGCCCAUUCCUCAUUAUAAUUGAACAGCCAAAGCAGCGAGGUUUCCGGUUCCGAUAUGGCUGUGAAGGACCCUCGCAUGGGGGACUGCCUGGAGCUUCUAGUGAGAAAGGACACAAGACUUACCCCACUGUUAAAAUCUCCAAUUACGUUGGGCUGGCUAGGAUAGAAGUGGACCUGGUGACUCACACCGACCCGCCACAGGUGCAUGCCCACAGUCUGGUGGGAAAACAGUGCAAUGAAGCUGGCAACUGUAUCGUGACAGUGGGCCCAAAGGACAUGACUGCACAAUUUAAUAACCUGGGUGUGCUCCAUGUGACCAAGAAAAACAUGAUGGAGGUAAUCAAGGACAAACUACAGAAGCAGAAGAUUCGAAACCGACCACAAUCUCUGACAGAAUCUGAGGAAGAAGCGAUUGAACAAGAGGCGAAGGAACUGAAGAAGACAAUGGACCUCAGCAUUGUCCGCUUGCGUUUCAGUGCCUACCUUCGUGACAGCAGCGGAAACUUCACCCUGGCCUUGAAGCCAGUUAUCUCGGACCCCAUUCAUGACAGCAAGUCUCCUGGAGCUUCCAACUUAAAGAUCUCCCGGAUGGAUAAGACAGCUGGCUCAGUGCGAGGUGGGGAUGAAGUUUAUUUGCUGUGUGAUAAAGUUCAGAAAGACGAUAUUGAGGUGCGAUUUUAUGAAGACGAUGAGAAUGGCUGGCAGGCCUUUGGGGAUUUCUCCCCCACAGAUGUGCACAAACAGUAUGCCAUUGUGUUCCGCACACCGCCCUACCACAAGACCAAGAUAGACCGUCCGGUCACUGUGUUCCUCCAGCUGAAACGCAAGCGAGGGGGUGACGUGAGUGACUCCAAGCAGUUUACCUACUACCCAGUGGUGGAAGAUAAGGAAGAAGUGGAAAGGAAACGCAAGAAGACUUUGCCUCAGUUCCCUCAGCACUUUGGGGGUGGCGCACCCAUGGGAGGUGCUGGUGGUGGAGGUGGAGGAUUUGGUUCUGGCGGAGCUGGGAAUCCCUGGCAUUCUUCGGGAUACAGUUCUUCUUACAACAGCAGCAUCUACCUGCCUGGCACCCAUCCGAUGGGCAGCUACCAAGGAGGGAGAGGUAUCCAGAUGCCUAGAAGUGCCAGGCUGGAAGACAGCGAGCACCAACUCUCAGAAGAUGGGAACCAGAUCUCCAUGGAGGAAAAAGAUUAUCUAGAGCUGCUACAGCAUGCUCAGGAGUGCAGCUCGUGGAUGCUUAUGGUUGCUCGGCGCAGUGCCCAGGCGCUUCUGGACUACGCAGUCACUGCUGACCCACGGAUGCUGUUGGCUGUGCAGCGACACCUUGCAGCUUCUCAGGAUGAGAAUGGAGAUACGCCUUUGCACCUGGCUAUCAUCCAUGAGCAGACAGCUGUGAUAGCACAGCUGGUCCAAGUAGCCAUCAGCAUCCCAAAUCAACAGAUCAUCAACAUCGCCAAUCAUUUGCAGCAGACACCUUUGCACCUGGCUGUGAUCACCUAUCAGCCCAGGGUGGCUGCGUUCUUGCUGCAGGCUGGUGCUGAUCCCACUCUAUUGGAUCGCUAUGGCAACUCAGUUGUGCACCUGGCUCUGCAGCUGGAUGAGGAGGAGAUGCUGAAGACCCUUCUCUGCUACCUGGGCUCCCACACUCUUCACCUUCUUGAGACACCUAACUAUCUCGGCCUCUUUCCUGUGCACCUUGCUGUGAAGUCCAAGAAGCUGGCCUGCCUUGAGCUGCUAGUAGAGAAGGGAGCAGAUGUGAAUGCAGCUGAGCGGCAGAGCGGACGGACACCUUUACACCUAGCUGUGGAGAUGGAUAACCUUAACCUGGCCACAUACUUGAUGAAGAAGCUGGGAGCUGACGUGAAUGCCCAGACAUCUGCGGGGAACACACCCCUUCACUUGGCAGCAGGAAUGGGUUCCCCGAUCCUGACCAAAUUGCUUAUCAAAGCAGGAGCAGAUAUUCUGUGUGAGAACGAUGAGCCUAUCUUGGCUUGCUCAUCCAACCCAAGCAGUGACACUGAAGUGGAGCAGGAAGAGGAUGAAUGGGUCAUGGAGCUGGGAGAGGCAUGUUCUGAUGAGCACGUUGUAGGCGGUGUUGCGGAGUCUGACACAUUCGGUCCAAAACGGUGCCGGGGACACACCCCGUUUGACUUGACUUCUAGCCUGAAGGUGCGGGAGAUAUUGCUGCAUGCCUCACUGCAAGGCCCUGAAAGAGAGCUCUCUGCUUCUGCUUCUAGGCAAGGGGGCAUCCUGUCUCUGAGUAGCGACACCCUCCAAAACCUGGAGCAGCUCCUGAACCGGGACUGCCAAGGGGAAAACUGGGCAGAAUUGGCCAAGAGGUUAGGUCUCUGCAGCCUAGUGGAGACCUACAAAGGUACAGCUUCUCCCAGCAGGAGGCUCCUGCUCAGCUAUGAGCUUUCCGGUGGCAGCCUUAGCAGUCUCCUGGAGGCACUUGACUCCAUGGGGUUGGCCGAGGGAGUGAAGUUACUGCAGCGCCCAGAAACAUUUGUCCAGCUACAAAGUACAGAGCUAAAGGAAGACAGUGCUUAUGGGAGUCAGUCAGUGGAAGAGGAGCCCACAAACGUUCCAGAGAAGCUGCAGCUGGCCCCCUUGCUGGAGCCCCCUCCUCUCUUUCCUCAGAACCAGCAGGAGCAAGUGCACUGAUGCUAGAGCAGCCCGGAGAGCCUGGCUGACACUGGGGGGUAGGGAAGGGUACUUCUGGCACGUGCCGCUCAGAUCCUGGAUUGGCUCCAGUUUUAAUGGUGGGUCUGUAAAAAGGGGGACUUUGUGGCUGUUAGUUCAGCCUGCCUUCAUCAGACCGGGCCCAAGCAUAAGAGAAGCAUGACGCUGUGCUGCUCCCGUUCUGGCAUGUCUUGUCAGCUGGAUCACGACCUGGAACGUUCUUCCUGUGCUCCCGUAUAUCAACCACAACAUCUGUGAUGGUGAGGACUUGCUGGGCCAUGGCGGCUACUUCCCUGUGAGCUGCUGGAAGAAAACCCCUUACCAGGCUCCCCAGUGCCUUUGCCUUCCUGCCUUGUGGAACUGAGCAUUUCACCUGGGAAUUUGGUGCAGAAUCCUGAAACUGUUUUUGGAGGAUUGUGCCAUAGGAAGGCUAUCUUGGGUCCCUCAUGUAAAGAGGGACCAACAACCUGCAUUUCAGACCCCUUAGAACAGGGCCAUUGCCUAGUUGUGUAAUGGCAUUUUGGAUUCAGUUCCCUACCGGUGUGACAGAUGAUUUUCACUAGUUCCUUAAAUGCAAUUUUAACAACUAUCAGCAGAUUGCCGGUCUGAACAUUACUCUCAAAUUUGUCUAGUGGACAAAUUACCUUCCUGAAAAAGAUAGUUACAGCAGUAGCUACCUUUCACAAAUGAAGAGACACACAUGUCCUGCCCUCAACCAGCUGCUUACAUUUGCAUUCCCUAUUUAAAAGUGAAUUCUAUUGUCGAGUAUGUGGGAGGGUGUGAACUUUUAAACUGUUGUGUAUAUAGCAAUCCCAGUGAUGGUAAAUUCCUCAAUGGGGAACAACAUUAACCACCCCUUUGUUUAAAGUAGCUCAAGCUUUGAGGUAACGGUUCUGAAUCAGUGCUAGUUUAUUGUCAGGGUUUUCUAAGCUAAAAUGCCUUUGCUCAGAAAACUUCCAAUUUUGUUUCUGGAAUAAAUGAUGCAACUUUGUAUGUA